This is a messenger RNA of Fonsecaea multimorphosa CBS 102226, 459 nucleotides long. RefSeq lists its product as uncharacterized. The transcript has a single exon. The record is from RefSeq and is a predicted model, not a curated record. Lineage: Eukaryota; Fungi; Ascomycota; Eurotiomycetes; Chaetothyriales; Herpotrichiellaceae. Bases 1 to 459 code for a protein of 152 amino acids.
AUGUGCUACACCGUACCCACACGCACUCUCUGCCCGAGCUGCCGCGGCCGCACGGGCCUGGCCGACCUGGUCGUCGUGGAAAAGACCUGCAUCCCCACCGCGAGAUGUCCGUACCGCUCGUGGCGGCCGCUGCCGCGUCGUCCGCGCGAGGAGACCGUGGUCUCUCAUCGGAAGUGUGCCAAGUGUGUUCGGAGCGCGCUAUCCGUGGAGCGAAGUGUGAGUGACGCUGAUGGUGAGACAGGGAUGUUGGACACAGGGUCGAGCACACCCGACACCGGCACCGGCACGACCGGCACCAGCGUCAGUACUACCAGCGCAGUCCGCCAAGGCUUCGCCGCCAUGAGCAGGGAGUGGGAAGUCCGGAACGGCAUCAGUCCCCUGUGGAGGCUGGGCGAGGCGUAUCCCGAAAAGGAGAACAGGGGGUUCUGGAGGGAGGUGUUUGGUGCGAGAGACCCCUAG